AACGUGAAUAACACCUAGAACGAAUUGACAAAAAAAGUCCUCGGGUUUUACUAAAAAGUCAGAGGAUGUAAGAAAAACAAUGUCUUCCUCCCUUUCAGAAGAUGAGUUUCAUCGAAUGCAGUUGCAGCUCUUGGAGCUGAGAACUACAAAUUAUGAACUUGAUGGACAAUGUAAAAAGCAAGAAAGAGAAUUGAUUUCACUGAGGGAAAAGAUUGACUCUUUAGACAAGGAUUUACAGAAAGCAAAUAAGGCUAUUCAAAAAAGCAAGAAAGCUAAGGAGGUUGAAUUACUGAUACAAGAGAAUGAUCAACUACAGAGAAAACUCCACAGCCAAGAAGAAGAGUUCAGACUUCAGAACCAGACUCUCAUGCAGGAACUCUCCAGUGUUAUAGCUGCCAAUGAAACUUAUGAGAAAGAAAUAACAGCUUUGAAAGAGAACAGACCCCUAGAGGAUUCUGGGAAACAGAAUGACCUUGCUGAACUGGAGAGUCAGGUCAGAAGGUUACAGGCGGAAAAUUCCGCUCUGCAGAAAAAAUGUACUGUGGAAUCUGAGAACACAGCAGGCAGUGAUGAGAGAACGGAGACAACAGAAGAUGCACCUGAUAUUAAUGAACUAAGUCUGAGUCUGGCUACAGAAAAGGAAGAGAACAAACUUCUACAGGAACAGUUAUCAGCUCUAGAGAAGUCAUCAAAAGAAAAAAUCCAAAACCUGCAGGAGGAAGUGGAAAAAAGUGCAGACAAACUGAAGAAGAAACAAGAAAGUUACUUACAGUUACACGCAGAAAAAGAAAGUGUGUUUACUGAGUUGAGUAAAAAGUUGGAAGAUGUUCAGGGUGGUAGAGACCGGGACCAGAAAUAUUACACAGAUCAGAUCAGUAAACUUCAGCAGGAGUUAGAGAAGACCAAGAAGUCUUACCAAGAGCUUGAAGACCAGACCAGUAAACAGAAAACACAGUCAGAACAAACCAUAGCCUCACUACAACAACAGGUCAGUGCUGCUAACAUUGUUGAGAACCAGCAUGUGAAGGAACAGACAGAGAAAUUACAUCAACAGAUAUCUCAACUCCAGCAACAGCUACUGGGACUAACUCAGGCCCAGGACGAUCUCAAAGUACAGCUACAGGCAAGCAAAGCAGCCCAACAAGAAACCUCUGACCAGCUGCUGACCAUGCAAAAGGAGAGGGAUAAAAGCAUUGAAGACUGGCAAGAAAUCAAUAAAGUGGCAGAAAAGCGUAAGACAAUGUUGGAUGAGUUGGCCAACACAUAUCAAAGGGACAAUGCUGGUUACCAGGAAAAGUUACGGGUUUUACAAGAGGAGAAUGAAGCUCACAUACAGGCGCUCAGAGAGGCAGCAGAAAGUGAAAAAACCCGAGCAUCAGAGCUAGAAAAAAUCAAGCGAGAACUGGAAGAGGUGAGGAAAGAGAAGCAGUCUUUAGAGGAAGCCAAGUCAUGGCUAGAACGACGACUUAAAGAGACGGAGGAGACCUUACAAAACCAUAUUUCAGAAAAUGAGAAACAAAUGGAACAACUGAAGCAUGACCAGGAGGAAGUGGUGGAAUCACUCAACUCUGAGCAUGCUCAGAAAAUCCAGGAAAUGACUACAGAACAUAAAGCCAAAAUACAAGAAUGCUGUGAUAAAGAAGAAUCUCUCAGACAGGAACUGUCAGCCAGUAAAGGGGAAAUCUCAAGAUUAAAACAGGAGAUUAAAGAUGGUGCUGAAGAUAAAAGAUUACAUGAAAAGAAGGGACAGACAAUGAUGAAAGAUCUGAAGCGCCAGUUGGUUUCAGAAAGAAAGAGAGCAGAGAAAUUACAAGACCGGCUACAGGAAGUGCUGUCAGAGAACCGCAGUAAUAAAAGUGUAGAAGAAUUAUUGGCCUCUAAUGAUGGCAAUGAGUCACUAGACAGAAGUUCUCUGUCCUCCUGGAGUGCUGGUAACAGUCUCAUCAAAGACUCCAGUAUCCUGAGUUCUCCACAGAGUCCAGACAAGUCUUUUGGUGCUGAUGCAUCAGAGAUUGAUCAGGAACACAGUGAGCUGCUGGCCAGACUCACAAACGUGCAACAGGAAAAAUGGAACCUAGAGGAAAAGGUACGGCAUUUGGAAACGAGCAAUGCAGCAAUGGCUGAAGACUUAAUUCAGAAAAGUCAAAUUAUACAACAUUAUGUUAUGGAACAAAGGAGAGAAACUAGGCAGCCUGUGCAGGAAGACAAAUUAACUCUUAAGAAAGUGAUAGAUCUAGUGAACAAACAUGAAGAUCAGAAUCUGAAGGAGAUGAACCGAAAACUUCAAAAUAUGCUUGAAGAGACUCUAACCAAAAACAUGCAUCUACAAGAGAAUUUGGAGAUGAUGUCACAAGAAAUAGUGCGUCUGAGUAAAACACAGUCGAACAAUGUUUCAACGGACCAAUCAGGUGCUAGUGCAACAGGGUCAUGACCGUAAAGUCAUGAAGUGCAAUAGAACAUUAUGUAUGGUUGAAUGAACUAUGUGAUGCGAGUUUAAUGCUUGAAAAUAAAAAUGCUUCAAUUACAAAGUAGAUGAAAAGUGAUGGGCAUGUUAUAAAAAAUAGGCAAUACAGGUGUUUGAUAUUAAUAUUUUAGUUGUGGAUUGCGGUUUAGCAUAACUGACGAUUUUGAGUUUAAUUUUAAUUACACUAUGUGUAUAACUGUAAUAGUUCCUCAACCGAUAUGUCUUUAACUUCAGUCCAGAUUUGAGAUAUCUAAAAACGAUCUGAGUAUUCCAUUUAUGGGAAAUAAACUUUUGAGGCCUUAAAAGUAGAGAGACGUUGAAUUAUUUGUAUAAGUAUCAUUUGGCUAGCGUGGUCUCAACAAAAGGAUGCCAGGUACGAUUGCCUCAUGCAAUAUGAAGAAACCUUUCUAUGUUUUAUUUAAAUUUACGAAAAAAGACUGAAUUUACUGUGAAUAAGAAUUUACUGUUAAUAUGUUGAUUUUGAAAUUGAAAGGAAAACUUACGGGAAGUUAUUACAUUGCUCUGUUUCACUUCUUUUACUAUGAGAUUACAUUACUGUUAAGGUGCACAUUCCAGUUUAAGGAAUUUGUUUUCAUAUUUUCCUUUUUUAUGCCCCAGUAUCGAAGAUUCGGAGGUACAUAGUUUUUGUCCUGUCCGUCCGUCUGUCUGUUUGUCCGCAAAAACUUUAACAUUGCCCAUUACUUUUGAUUGGUUGGAGCUAUGGCUUUCAUAUUUCACAUGUGUAUUCCUUGUGACAAGACCUUUCUUUGGGUACCACUAUAUUUGACCUUGACCUUGGAGUUUGACCCAGUUUUGCAAACUUUUACCACACUUUAACCUUGGCCAUAACUUUUGAACAAUUGGUGCUAGGGCUUUUAUACUUCACAUGUGUAAUCCUUGUGACAAGACCUUCCUUUGGAUACCAACAACUUUGACCCAUUGCCCUUAACCUAGAAUAUUAACCUACUUUUGAAAAUCUUUAACCUUGGACAUAACUAUUGAACCGUUGGUGCUAGGGCUUUCAUACUUUACAUAUGUAAUCCUUGUGACAAGACCUUCCUUUGGAUACCAACAACUUUGACCCUUUGACCUUGACCUUGGAGUUUGACCUACUUUUAAGAAACUUUAACCUUGGCCAUAACUUGUGAACCGUUGGUGCUAGGGCUUUCAUACUUCACAUAUGUAAUCCUUGUGGCAAGACCUUCCUUUGGAUACCAACAAUUGUUAUCCAUUGACCUUGACCUUGGAGUUUAACCUACUUUUGAAAAACUUAAACCUUGGUCAUAACUUUUGAACGAUUGGUGCUUCAGCUUUCAUAUUUCACCAGUAUAUUUCUUGUGAGAAGGCCUUUCCUUAGGCACCAUUAAUUUUGACCAUUUAACCUUAACUUUAACCUUUUAAAUAUCUAUUCAAUGGUUGCUGCUAGGGCUCUCAUAUUUCACAGGUAUAUUCCUCGAGACAAGGCCUUCCUUUGGGUACCAAUAUAUUUGGUUUGCAUUUGAGAAAGUUUAACCUUUGCUGUAAGUUGCCAUACGGGGGCAUCAGUGUUUCACAAACACAUUUUUUUUUGGGGGGGGGGGGUUAUACAAUGU
This is a messenger RNA of Saccostrea echinata, 4056 nucleotides long. RefSeq names its product GRIP1-associated protein 1-like. Gene Ontology annotation, cellular component: postsynaptic recycling endosome; extrinsic component of postsynaptic early endosome membrane; glutamatergic synapse. Gene Ontology annotation, biological process: neurotransmitter receptor transport, endosome to postsynaptic membrane; regulation of modification of synaptic structure; regulation of recycling endosome localization within postsynapse. The record is from RefSeq and is a predicted model, not a curated record. NCBI's taxonomy places the organism in Eukaryota, Metazoa, Mollusca, Bivalvia, Ostreida, Ostreidae. The transcript is spliced from 26 exons. The coding region runs from base 80 to 2431 and encodes 783 amino acids.